AUGUCGGGUGCAGGACCUAGAAUUAGUAUAUUUCCUACGCGCAUGGCGUUGACCACCAUGAAGUCGAAAUUGAAAGGCGCACAAACCGGUCAUAGUCUAUUAAAACGUAAGAGUGAGGCGCUUACAAAACGAUUCCGAGAUAUAGUGCAAAAAAUUGCCGAGGCAAAGAGAGAAAUGGGAAAAAUGAUGCAAACUGCAUUUUUUUCCCUCGCUGAGGUUAAUUAUAUUGCUGGCGAUAUCAGUUAUCCGGUUCAGGAGAAUGCGAAAAAUGCACAAUUACGCGUGCGUACAAAACAGGAAAACGUGUCUGGUGUCAUGUUGCCAGUAUUUGAGAGUUAUAUGGAGGGCGGAAAUGCCUUUGAAUUAACUGGUCUUGGUCGUGGAGGUCAACAAGUUCAAAAAUGCAAAGAAAAUUUUAUCAAAGCUGUCGUUGAAAUGUUAGUAAAGAUAGCUUCAUUACAGGCAGAUUUCGUAAUUUUGGACGAAGUGAUCAAAGUGACAAAUCGACGUGUAAAUGCAAUCGAGCAUGUGAUUAUUCCAAGAAUAGAGAACACAAUAAAGUACAUCAUUUCAGAAUUGGAUGAACAGGAUCGUGAAGAGUUCUUUAGAUUAAAAAAAGUGCAAGGAAAAAAGAAAAAAGAUCAAGCUAUCGCGGAUAAAGAAAAGGAGGAUCUAGAAGCUCUGGAACAGGAUGACGAUGGUGAUGGCACGGGCAGAACUGUUGAUAUUCUAGGAGAUGCGGAUGAUGAGGAUAUCAUUUUUUAG
This is a messenger RNA of Ambispora leptoticha, 765 nucleotides long. The record is from the annotation of a GenBank genome assembly. NCBI's taxonomy places the organism in Eukaryota, Fungi, Glomeromycota, Glomeromycetes, Archaeosporales, Ambisporaceae.